GAGCUGCUCAUUGCCGGCAUGGGCUGCCGGGGGCUCCUGCCGGGCCCACAGCUAGGGACUUCCGCGGCAGGGCCAAGCUGGCACCUUGGGACCCCCUGAUGAGGGUGUGAAGCAGCAGAACUCGCCAGCACCGCCUGCCCGCCCGCGCCUCCUCGCCUGCUAGAAUGUUCCUCAUGAACGCCCCCCCUGUGCUCGCUCUGCAGUCCAGAUGGGAGGCCUUCCGCCCGCCCGGGGGCUGUAGGGCUCCUGGCUGCUUCUCGGGGCCUGCGGGGAGUGUGGGGGACGCCGCGGUGAGUGCGGGGGUGCAGAUGCUCAUCCGCACACUGCGCCGAGGUGACCCAGCGGCCCUGGGCGCCAGCCCUGAGCGCGGCCCACAGAGACGCCAGGGGCCUGAGCGCCCCGCCCCACCCGCGCCACUGCCACGCAACUCGGUGUCCAGUGCUCCUGCUUCUGCUGACCCCCACCUGGCCGGGGAGGGAGCCACAGACCCGGGCCCCCCCGUGCCAGACUCAGACAGCGACGACUCAGUGGACAGGGGCAUUGAAGAGGCCAUCCAGGAGUACCUGAGGGCCAGGAGCAGCGGCCCCCGGCCCCCCAGGGCCACACACGCCGACCUCCGCUGCCCCCAGCAGCCCCCACGGGCCGCGUCAUGUCCCCCCAGACCGGCCCGCUACCCCAGCGGUGGCCCCCAGAGGGCCUGCGAGCCCCUGGGCUCUGCCUCCCCGGGCAGCGGCAGCAGUGAGGACUCCUUCGAGCAGAGCAUCCGCGACGAGAUCGAACAGUUCCUGAGUGAGAAGCGGCUGCUGGAGGCCCCCGGAGCAGCCGGCUGCGUGGACAGGCAGGAGGAGUCCGAGGAGCUGGCAGCCCGGCCAGCGCCCAGAGCCCGGAAGGAGCCGGAGCUGACCGCGGCGGCCAAGGAGUUCGUCUUCCGGAAACCCCCCAGGUUUGCCAAGGUACCUGCCCCGCCCAGGAGCCUCAGGUCCAAGGCCACCCCCGAGCCGGGGCUGGGAGGCACCAGGCCCACCACCUGCCGCUCUGCUGAGCCGGCCCAGCCCAAAGGCGGGGUCCGGAGGGCCAGCGGCCCUGGGCGCAGGAGCAGGCGCGGCCCGAGCGCAGUCGUCGUGCAGGAGGCGCCGGACUCCAGCAGUGACGACGGCAUCGAGGAGGCCAUUCGGCUCUACCAGCUGGAGAAGAGGAGGGGCACCAUGCCCGAGAGCCACAGGAAGGCAGCGGCCAGCAUAAGGAGGCCGCCGGCUGGGAAAGCCGCAGACCCGGGCCCCAUUGCCCCGGAUCCCAGCCCGCCUGCCAGGCCGCCCGCAGACCCCAGCAGAGGGGAGGCAGGAGGGCGAGGCCCGUGCCCGGCUGACGCGUCCACGGAGCUGCUGUGCGCUGAGGCCAUCCUGGACAUCUCCAAAACCAUCCUGCCCACCCCCACCGAGGGCAGGGAGCGAGCCCUGGCUGCCGGCCUACCCGGCUCCCCGCCACACGUGCCCUCUGGCUCGGACGGGGCCGGCAGCUCCGUGGACAGCGAUGACAGCAUCGAGCAGGAGAUCCGGACCUUCCUGGCACUGAAGGCGCAGGCAGGCGUGGCGCCGGCCGCAGUGGAAACCAGCCCAGCCCCUGUCCAGGGACCCCCGGGCCAGGCUGGCAGCCUCCGGGCCCCGCUGCCCCGCACCCUGGCCCUGUCACUGAGCCACAAGAGAAGACGCAGAGCAGGUGGACACGUGCCAGCAUUGGCCACCCCCAGGGAGAUGCCACUGGAGGGGACCCAGGAAGCCAGUGCCCAGCAGGGGAGGGUGAGCGAGACCCCCGCGAGGGAGGGAGAGAGCAGGGCCCACGCCCCACUCCCCAGGACAGGGGGGCUCGGGGGUGAGCUGGAGGCCCCAGACGCACCCCCCAGUGUGUCCCUGGGCUCCGCCAGGGCAGAGGAGAAGGAGAGCUCAGACGACAAGAGCAGCUCGCUGGACAGCGACGAGGACCUGGACACAGCCAUCAAGGACCUGCUGCGUUCCAAGCGGAAGCGCAGGAAGGGCUGUGGGGACCCCCGGGCCGCGCCCCCCCUGAAGGUCCGACUCAGCACCGCGCCGAAGGUCCUGUACCAGCUGGAGGGGCUGCAAAGGGCCUGGAGGCACAAAGGCCCGGCGCUGUGGCGACGCUGCUUCCCCAAGCCCAGGGGGUCCCGGGGGAUGUCCCGGGAGCCCACCCCCAGCAGUGCACCCCGGAGAAGCCCAGGGGAGGAGGUGGACGCUGAGGGUGGGCCCCCGGGGCUGCUGACCCGGAGAAGCCCAGAGGCGACCCUGUUCUCGGGGCCCCAGGAGCUGCGGCACCCAGCGCCGAGCCCCAGUUCCGCGUCCGAGGAGGACAGCAGCUCCGUGGACAGCGACGACAGCAUCGAGCUGGAGAUCAGGAAAUUCCUGGCCGAGAAGGCCAAGGAGUCCCUGGGGGGGCCCAGCACCCCAGGCACAGGCGGCAGCCCCCGGCCCGAGCCACUCUGCCGAAAGGCCCUGCCUGCCGGCAUGUGCACCCGGAGCCAGAGGGGCCGGGGGGCCGCCAGCCCUGCCAGCACCUUCGCUCAGGCCGGCAGGAGCAGCCCUCGGAUGGAGCCGGCCCAAAGAGACCUGGCACCCCCCAGGGGCACCAAGGGCUCGCCCGGCGGUCGCAGGCCCUUCUUUGCCCACAGAGACCAGAGCCCCCGCGUGGCCGAGCCUGCGGCUGGGGACGGCACUUUGGGGACACUCGCGGGCUGCGUUGUGGCGGCCAUCCCGGCAGAGAGCCCCAGUGCGCGCUGCCCAGGCCUGAGCCCCCUGCGUCCCCUGAGCCGGGGUCUGGCGGUUGACAGGGAUGUGGGAGCCCCCGCGGGCCUGGCCCUCCCGUGGGCAGACUUUGCCCAGCAGAGCCGGCUACAGAGCCUGUGGGCCCUGAGCCCCGAGGGCGGUGGGGGGGCCUGGCAGGGGGCUGAGGGCCAGGCCAGGUGCCCGCCCGGCCCAGCUCUGGACGCCAAGAAGGGCCUGGCCCUGGCCGGCUUCUCCCCGCUGCUGCCCACGCAGCUGUUCCACUUCGGGAGGAGUGUCUCCUGGGGGGGCCAGCCCGCUGGCCUCUUCAGCAGCCCCCUGGGCGUGCCCCUGCAGGGACCCUCCUUCUCGGGCUUCCAGGGUGCCCAGGCUGCCCAGGGGCCCGUGUUCGGCAGCUCCCACGUGCUCCUGAAGAGGGACGGGGGAUGCUGGCCGCCGGGGAGAGCCCCAGCUGGGCGUGGUGGGCACGACGCCAGGCGCCGGGGCGCGGAGGGGGGCACCGUGGACUCAAGGCGCGGAGGGAGGCCAGCAGCCAGGGAGGAGGACGAGCAGGAGACCCUGGGCAGUGGCGCCAGCGACCUCAGUGACAGCUCCAUGGAGGAGGGCACACGCAGCCCGCUGGCGAGGGGCAAAGUGCUGGAGCUCUGAGAGCCCAGGCCACUGGCCCCACGCGGUCCCCAGUCCGGUUUCUGUGACAGGAAGCGUUUUUAUUUAACAUGUGUGUGCUGGUAAAUAUGAUUUUUGUAGCUUUUUUGUAAAUUAUUUAAAGUGCUGUACAAAAUAUUUUUGGGAGAUAGAGUCACUGGCUUUUGUAGGACGGUCCCCGCUGCCCCUGCUGUCCAUCCUGUGCCAGUCUUGGUGGCAGACCCCGAACUGGCCUGCACAGGGGGUCUCAGGCUGGCAGACGCCCGUAGCCCUGA
Sorex fumeus (smoky shrew) is the source of this 3712-nucleotide messenger RNA. RefSeq names its product protein phosphatase 1 regulatory subunit 26 (gene PPP1R26). Gene Ontology annotation, molecular function: protein phosphatase inhibitor activity. Lineage: Eukaryota; Metazoa; Chordata; Mammalia; Eulipotyphla; Soricidae. Gene Ontology annotation, biological process: negative regulation of phosphatase activity. The record is from RefSeq and is a predicted model, not a curated record. The coding region runs from base 165 to 3440 and encodes 1091 amino acids. The transcript is spliced from 2 exons.